Messenger RNA from Trichogramma pretiosum, 1566 nucleotides. RefSeq names its product potassium/sodium hyperpolarization-activated cyclic nucleotide-gated channel 1-like. The record is from RefSeq and is a predicted model, not a curated record. The transcript has 4 exons. Bases 1 to 1566 code for a protein of 521 amino acids. Gene Ontology annotation, molecular function: monoatomic ion channel activity. Gene Ontology annotation, biological process: transmembrane transport; monoatomic ion transport. Lineage: Eukaryota; Metazoa; Arthropoda; Insecta; Hymenoptera; Trichogrammatidae. Gene Ontology annotation, cellular component: membrane.
AUGGGGCAAAAAAAUAAGCACUCAUUUCUUUCGGAUAUUCUCAAUCGUCUUUCAAAUACUCCAAUUUGUUUACGAGGAUGUCUCACAGUAUCGCACCAGAGUAAAAGUGCCCAACGUUACUUACGCAGCCACGCAUCGAUAGAUUAUGAAAAGCGAUAUCACCAACGGCAUCACGUUUACAUUAUUCAUCCAUUCAGUUUAUUUAGGCAAUGGUGGAAUAUUUUCAUUAUUGUAUUAAUUCUGUACAAUAUGAUCAAUUUUCCGUACCAAGCAGGGUUUAACAUGAACAGGGAUAAUUUUUCAUGGACCAUUCAAAAAAACUUUCUGCUUUUCAUAUGUUGCUGCGAUAUAUUGGUCAAUUUUUUCACUGGAUAUUUUGAUAAAGCUCAAAACGUGGUUGAAUUGGAAUGGAAAAAGAUAGCGAUGCACUACGUUAAAACAAGAUUCGUAUUGGAUUUUAUUGGAUCUUUUCCUACUGAUUUGAUGUUCAUUCAUUGCUGGGAGGAAUGCAUCGUUAUCAGAGAGAUUUUUUCGUUGCUAUUUGUCUUUCGCGUUUGUUCUUGUUCAAAUUACUUCGGCGGCUUAAUAAGGGACUGUGAAUCACGACACGCGUUGUACGAUUUCAUGAGUUCGCUCUUUUGGUUAUUGAUAAUAUUGCACUGGCAAGCCUGUCUCUAUUGGAUUAUUCCGGUAUUGGUCAAGUCGCGUACUAUACCGCAGCGUCCCAAUAACGAUUCGUGGAUCAAUUCAAUCAAUCUUUGGGAAAAUGACAACAACGCCAAUAAAUACGGUCACUGUUUUCUGAGAGCUGUCGUGACUUUCAUGCAUUCGGGUUUUUUGGCCCAAACCGAACCAAAGAACGAAGAGGAUCAGUACUUGGUUAUUGCGUUCUAUUACAUAGGAGUUCUCAUAUUUUGUUUGCUCGUUGCCCGAGUAAUGCAAUUUUUCAAAGGAGCUAACUCCUCGAAACUGAAGUAUCAAGCGGCCAUAGCUCACUUAUCGCAGUAUAUGAAUCACAAGCAAUUGCCACGCAGAAUGCGAAAGAGAUUAGUCGACUAUUACGAGUUCAGAUUUCAGAGGAGGUUUUUCCGAGAGCCUGAAAUAUUGAGUGUUUUAUCCGCUCAUAUGCGGCAAGAAAUAAGGAUGCACUCCUGCCGCAAAUUGGUGGAGAAUGUUACAUUUUUCAAUAAUUUACCCAUCUCUUUGUUAUCGAAAAUUGUGGCUCUACUGAAGUCGGAAAUUUUUCUCGUCAAUGAUGUUAUUGUGAAGGCAAAUCAAACCGGUAAUUGUAUGUACUUUAUAGCCACCGGAACAGUGGCAAUAUACACGUCCUCGGGAAAAGAAGUCUGUCAUUUAACCGAUGGAUCGCAUUUUGGAGAAAUAGCUCUAAUCAUGCCGGAUUCUAAACGAGUCGCCAGUGUCGUUGCGAUUGAAAUUUGCAAACUUUAUAAACUGGAGAGGGCCGAUUUUUCGAGGACUAUUCAUCCAUAUCCAAUGCUGUGGAAUCGAAUAAAGAAAAUAGCGAUUGAAAGGCACGAAAAAACAACGAUAUUAAAUAAGCAAUGA